Mus pahari (shrew mouse) is the source of this 1665-nucleotide messenger RNA. RefSeq names its product glutathione S-transferase Mu 1. The coding region runs from base 185 to 841 and encodes 218 amino acids. The transcript has 8 exons. Gene Ontology annotation, molecular function: glutathione transferase activity. The record is from RefSeq and is a predicted model, not a curated record. NCBI's taxonomy places the organism in Eukaryota, Metazoa, Chordata, Mammalia, Rodentia, Muridae. Gene Ontology annotation, biological process: glutathione metabolic process.
AAUUUGGCUUCUGUAGGUGACUGUCCGGAGAAAAGCUGUAGAGCGGGGUGUGUGUUGCGGGGCAGAGUCUGGAGGGGCAGGAUCACGCCGGGCAUCAGCCCCGCCCAGGUGCCUGAAGGCACUAGGAUAAAGUCAAAGCUGCUCACACCGGAGGCCGGUGGACUCAGUCUCAGGCACCAGCAUCAUGCCUAUGACACUGGGUUACUGGGACAUCCGUGGGCUGGCUCACGCUAUUCGGUUGCUCCUGGAAUACACAGACUCAAGCUAUGAGGAGAAGAGAUACACCAUGGGAGACGCUCCAGACUAUGACAGAAGCCAGUGGCUGAGUGAGAAGUUCAAACUGGGCCUGGACUUUCCCAAUUUGCCUUACUUAAUUGAUGGGUCACACAAGAUCACGCAGAGCAAUGCCAUCCUGCGCUAUAUUGCCCGCAAGCACAACCUGUGUGGGGAGACAGAGGAGGAGAGGAUUCGUGUGGACAUUUUGGAGAACCAGGCUAUGGAUGUCUCCAAUCAGCUGGCGAGAGUCUGUUACAGCCCAGACUUUGAGAAACUGAAGGUGGAAUACUUGGAGCAGCUCCCUGGAAUGGUGAAGCUCUUCUCACAGUUCCUGGGCAAGCAGACAUGGUUUGUCGGUGAAAAGAUUACUUUUGUAGAUUUCCUGGCUUACGAUAUCCUGGACCUGCACCUGAUAUUUGAACCCACGUGCCUGGAUGCCUUCCCAAACCUGAAGGACUUUGUGACCCGCUUUGAGGGACUGAAGAAGAUCUCUGCUUACAUGAAGACCAGCCGCUUCCUCCGAACACCCCUAUAUACAAGGGUGGCCACUUGGGGCAAUAAGUAGGGCCUUGACUGGGCAGGAAGUGGGAACCGGGGAUUCUGGGAACAGUUGGACUUCCUGUAGCCCUGGUGCUGCCUUCUGUCCAUCCCCUUCCUGACCCCAGAGUGUCACAGGUCCUCUUUUCUUUCAUCCAGCCUCUGCCCUUUCAAACCCUCUAAAGCCUAGGCUCCUAGUUUCCCUUUAGCAAAGUGCCCUUCUAGCAUGACUGUGUCCUGCACUUACUUGAUGGUCCUGCCUGUCAGCUGCUGUACUGUUGUGAAGAGUUGGGACUCUCCAUCAGCGCUCAGCCUAGGGCUCCUCAUGUUUGUCUGGAGACUAGAGAUGCCUGGUGUGUGUAUUUGGUCCCUGCACAGCUCUUUUGGGUCCCUCCUGUAAAGCCUGAACCACACUGGCUCUGGCUGCCACACUGCCAGCUUUUACUGCUAUCCCCAGGGCCUGCCUAGCGACCCAGGCAGAGGCUGAGUUCCCAGGGAUUUUAGUUGGAUAGGUAGGGGUUUGGCCCUUCCUGGCCUCACCUGAUUGUUUCUCUGGAGGCAGCUGCAGAAGGCUCUGUGGAGCACAGAGGGAGCUUAGAUCUCCUUUAUGCUAGCAGCACUGAGGUUUGUCAUGCAGGUCCCAGCGGUGAGGAUCCAGGCUGGUAGGAGUCCCCAGCAGUAAGCCAGGAUCCUCUGCCCACUGUACUAUGGCUGCCUUAUAUCUAUGUGUCUCCAGGAUCCUGUCUCGGAUGCCUUCAGAGUAUCCUGUCUUGGUCACCAGGGAUGGGGGCCAUCUUGGUUAAUCCCUUCUCUUUGUGAGUCCCCGUGAAAUAAAUUUCUUCAUGCUUUCGU